UGCUGAAGAGCGGAGCCUCCGCCCGGGGGACCCCCGUCCCCGCCUGUCCCCACAACUGCGUGUCCCCACCCCAACACCCCCGCCAAGCCACCGCUGGUGUGGCGGUCUCCGCUCGGCAGAAGAGCCUUGAGCGGUCACCCGACCCCUCUCUACAGCUUCUUUGCAUCUCGGAUUUCGGGGCGGCCCCCUCCCCCACCUCUCCCUCCCUCCUCGCACCCCGAUCUUUCCUGCGCUUCGCUCGGGUUUUGCAGCCGUCUAUUUUUGCAUCCCUUUUCAUUUUGCUUCUGGGAGGUUUGAGGGUUAAAGCUGCGUUCGCACCCCUUCCCCUUUUUAUCCUUCCCUGCUCGGACAACCCCGCUUUUCAUCGCAGUCAGGGGCCCUAGGAUCUGCACAUCCUACGCUGCGCGGCCAGCACCCCGCGGCGCGUGGCCCUGCACCCCGGAAUUUGCAGCAGCUGCACAUCUGAGGGGGGUCUCCCUCGUCUCUGCUGUCUUUGCUCCCCGCGCGUUCUGGUGCGUGUGGGGGGGCUUCAACGCGCCGCACCCGGGCUUCUCCGCAGCCCCCGCCCUGCGCGGGACUCGCCCCCCGCCGUCAAGAUGGUCAUCCAGAAAGAGAAGAAGAGCUGCGGGCAGGUGGUUGAGGAGUGGAAGGAGUUCGUGUGGAACCCGAGGACGCAUCAGUUCAUGGGCCGCACCGGGACCAGCUGGGCCUUCAUCCUCCUCUUCUACCUCGUCUUCUAUGGCUUCCUCACCGCCAUGUUCAUCACCAUGUGGGUGAUGCUGCAGACUGUCUCUGACCACACCCCUAAGUACCAGGACCGGCUGGCCACACCAGGCCUGAUGAUUCGUCCUAAGACUGAGAACCUUGAUGUCAUCGUCAACGUCAGUGACACUGAAAGCUGGGACCAGCAUGUUCAGAAGCUCAACAAGUUCUUAGAGCCUUACAAUGACUCCAUCCAAGCCCAAAAGAAUGAUGUCUGCCGCCCUGGGCGUUACUAUGAACAGCCAGAUAACGGAGUCCUCAACUACCCGAAACGUGCCUGUCAGUUCAACCGGACCCAGCUGGGCAACUGCUCCGGCAUCGGGGAUUCCACCCACUAUGGUUACAGUACGGGACAGCCCUGUGUCUUCAUCAAGAUGAACCGGGUCAUCAACUUCUACGCAGGAGCAAACCAGAGCAUGAAUGUUACCUGUGUGGGGAAGCGAGAUGAAGAUGCCGAGAACCUCGGCAGCUUCGUCAUGUUCCCUGCGAACGGCAACAUCGAUCUCAUGUACUUCCCUUACUACGGCAAGAAGUUCCACGUGAACUACACGCAGCCCCUGGUGGCCGUGAAGUUCCUGAAUGUGACCCCCAACGUGGAGGUGAACGUGGAGUGUCGCAUCAACGCCGCCAACAUCGCCACGGACGACGAGCGCGACAAGUUCGCCGGGCGCGUGGCCUUCAAACUCCGCAUCAACAAAACCUGAGGCUCUUUCCUUCCGCCCCCACCUCUUUCCUAUGGAUGCUUCUGGAAUAUCCCUGACCUUGCCUGAACCCCUCCCUCACCCACCCCAAAGGUAUUUUUUAUAACAGAGCUAUGGCUUGUCUGAGCCGCCUGCUCUUUUUUCCUUUGCUUCCGAACCCAGCCUGACCUCCAGUCCCUGGCGAGUCCCUGGCCACACCCAUUGGUGUCCAUCUUCCUCCCACCCGAGCUCAGUCGGAGACGGGGAGAUGGGGCCCCCAAGACGGUCACAGGAGUCAGGAGCCUUUGAGUGCUGGUGGGGCUGUGCGUGGGAUGUCCUCAGAGCUGCCCCACGGGUCCUGCCCGCCUUUCCCCUGAGAGCCAUAGAGAAUGCCCACCCACUCACCGCCCAGCCCCAGGCUCAUUCACCCACCUGCAAACACUCAGGGCUCAUUUCAGCCCUUAGCAUCUAGACCCCAACGCGGCCCGUCAUUCUUUUGUUGCUGAUGCUCAUUGAAAUGUAGUUGAUCUACACACACCCUCACCAAGUAGUUCCAGGUGCGCAGGAGGGCGAUUUGAUAUUUCUGUACCUUGCAAAAUGGUCACGGAUGUGGCGCUCCACCCUUCCAUGCAAGCUCUGCCACCAUCAGCGUCUUGUCUCCCACACCCUCGGCCUUGUCUACCACAGUCGCUGUCUUGGUGGCUUCUGACUCCGUUGGCUCCUGUGGCGGGUCUUUCCCCAGGUCUGCAUCCCCCUUCCCUGCACUGAAAGGGGGUCGUUUGUAAUUGAGGACAAGGUGGCCCUGUGGCCUUUUGCCUCUUUCCUCUCCAGCUUCUAACCCCAUUCUGGGAAUGAGGGUCUGAAGACGUUCCAUGUUGGUUCUUGAAAAUUCUCUUCCUGGACCCUCCUCUCACCCAACCAGGCACUCCUCAGAGGGCCGGGGUUGACCUAGGCUGAAUAUCUACUUUGUUUUGGCUGAUGGCUCCCUUCCCCCUAUUGGCUUUCCCAGAAUAUCUUUCAAGUUCCACUUCCCAGGCGCCCUGGGGGAGGAGCAGCCACUUUGGCUGGGUCCCCAGUGGCCACCUUGGAAACGUCAGCCGGCUAUGGGCCGAUUCCACCUCCUUCCCCUGGGCCCAGACCUGCCCCCACCGUCCUCUCUCUGGCUUCUCUUAGCAAGUUAUCAACGAAGCGCUAACUCCUUCCCUUGCCUCCGCAUGCCAGCCUGAAAAUGGCAAACACCUCCUCAGUCUAAGGCUCUGAAUUUCUUGGCUCCCGUCUCCUUCAGACCCCUUUGCCUUCUGAAACAACCCCAUAGUGCCCUAGAAUGUUAAAUGAGGGACCUCUGGUGCGCUUGAGUCACAGUGGCAUUUUAACUCGUGCUUCCCCCGCGCCUCCACUGGCUCCCCUCUACCUUCCCUUUGCUUUUUUGAUGCUGCAGCUUCCACACCCCACCCGCAGUGGGACCCUUGCCUCUUGUUCUCUCGCUGGAUCUUGAGUCUCUUCCCUCUGGGUCCCAGUGUUUUCCUGCACUCCCCUCACCCCAGUGGUCUCUCUCUGCAGUUAUUUAAUGCCUGUGUCAGAUCUACUGUAAAAAGAGGAUAAAGUACAAUAAAAUGAGAGCGAUUAUAUAUAUAAAUAUAUAUCAUACACGAA
Messenger RNA from Sus scrofa (pig), 3095 nucleotides. It is a transcript of the gene ATP1B2, whose product is annotated as ATPase Na+/K+ transporting subunit beta 2. The record is from RefSeq and is a predicted model, not a curated record. NCBI's taxonomy places the organism in Eukaryota, Metazoa, Chordata, Mammalia, Artiodactyla, Suidae. Gene Ontology annotation, cellular component: sodium:potassium-exchanging ATPase complex. Gene Ontology annotation, molecular function: ATPase activator activity. Gene Ontology annotation, biological process: intracellular potassium ion homeostasis; intracellular sodium ion homeostasis; potassium ion import across plasma membrane.